GAAUGUGGGGAGAGUGGAAGUAUCAACCAUGUUCUAAAUCAUGUGGUAGUGGAAUUAAAUUUUAUAAUAGAGUUUGCGAUAAUCCACGUCCAUCAAUUAAUGGUCGCCAUUGUAUGGGUGUCAGCAGUUUUACUGAAGACUGUAACUCAGAUAUAAUAUGUCCAGUAAAUGGCAAUUGGUCAAUGUGGUCUUCUUGGUCAUUAUGCAGCCAGCCAUGUGGUGGAGGUGUUAAAUUAAGAUUUCGCAGCUGUUCAAGUCCUAUGCCACGUUUCGGUGGUUGGGAUUGUGUCGGAAGCGUUAAAGAUUCUGAAGUUUGUGCAAUACAAAAUUGCAAAAGUGCAUAUUUGAAUAUUAAUGUAAAUUUUAUUGAAGUUUACACCGAUUUUCAACUACCAAUACUUAGUGUUAAAAUCCAAGAUGCAAUAGCUCAUAUAUACAGGAGUUGGAAUAUGAAUCGAACUUUUAAUGUUAUUAUACAUUCUAUAGAAAACCGCCCGUAGUCGUUCUGGAUGAGACCUCAAUCUUUUUUAUUGAAAAAAAUUGUUAAACAGACCUGUUUUGAUAUUAACUCUACGAAUAAAUGUUUUUUCGACCUAUUAGAUAUUACUAAAUAACAUAUUGCAUGAAGGUUGUACUUAAAAUAUUGCACAAAAUUUUUACAAAGUUAAAAUUUUUUUAACGUUUUAAAAUUGUCAAUUACUUCCCUUCAAAUGCAGUGUUUUAAAUUAGGCGCAUUUUUUUUUUCUAAGUAAUUGACAUUUUUUGUUUUUAUUUUGUAUGUUUUUUGUAAAAUAAUAGUUUUAAUGCAAUUAUUAGCUUUGAAAUAAAAUUCAUCUCUCCAUU
Molecule: messenger RNA, 843 nt
Organism: Hydra vulgaris (swiftwater hydra)
Lineage: Eukaryota; Metazoa; Cnidaria; Hydrozoa; Anthoathecata; Hydridae
Product: thrombospondin-1-like
Source: RefSeq, a predicted model, not a curated record